Molecule: messenger RNA, 963 nt
Organism: Rotaria sp. Silwood2
Lineage: Eukaryota; Metazoa; Rotifera; Eurotatoria; Philodinida; Philodinidae
Source: the annotation of a GenBank genome assembly
AUGAUUGCAACCGAAAAUAGAGUUGCAUUAGCAUUUGGUUUGAAUAUUGCAGCAGGAUUAUCAACAUGUAUUGGAGGAAUUAUCAUUUUCAAUAAAAAAUUAGUAUAUCUUACUAAUCCGUCCAGUUUGGGUAUUGCUUUUGGAGUAUCUGCUGGAGUAAUGAUUUUUAUUGCAUUGGGGAAUAUCUUUGAAGAAAGUGUCAAUGCAUUUCAGGAAGGUCUUGGUGGAAAAGACGAACAAACCUGUGAUAAAAUGUGUAAAGGAAAUAGCAAAAUGUUUACAACAAUUUGUUUCAUUAAUGGUGCUGCAAUCAUUUUUUUAAUCGAUUUUAUCAUUCAUAAAAUUUCUCCUGAUAUUGAUCACGAACUGAGUAUAGACAAAAUAAAUACUUUUCGUCAAACAUUUUCUCAAAUUGAUUCAAAAUAUGAGUCAGAUCUCGUAGAAGUACAAACUUCACAUGGUAAAAAGAAUGGCUUUGGAGAUGUGACAACUAAACGAAUGUUAAAUCGUAUGGGUAUAUUGACUGCAUUAGCAAUUGCGAUUCAUAAUCUUCCAGAAGGUGUUACAACUUAUACUGGAGCCGUGAAGGAUACAAAAUUAGGUAUAGCGUUAGCCAUUGCUAUCGCAUUACAUAAUAUUCCUGAAGGUAUUGCAGUUGCGACACCAAUAUAUUUUGCCACCGGAUCUAAACUCGAGGCUUUUCGUUGGACAUUUAUAUCUGCUCUUGCCGAACCUUUUGGAGGAAUCAUUGGCUGGUUGAUUGCUGGUGAUGGAUUAAAUGCAAAUGUAAACGGAAUCAUGUUUGGCUUGGUUGUUGGUAUGAUGGUAACUAUUUCUAUCAAAGAACUAAUUCCUACAGCACAUCGUUUUUGUCUAUCAAGAGACAAAGUUACUUAUUCCAUACUAUUUGGGAUGUGUGUUAUAGCAUUUAGUUUAAUCCUACUUGAUUAUGCAGGUGUCUAA